Molecule: messenger RNA, 4326 nt
Organism: Siniperca chuatsi (mandarin fish)
Lineage: Eukaryota; Metazoa; Chordata; Actinopteri; Centrarchiformes; Sinipercidae
Gene: slc37a1
Product: solute carrier family 37 member 1
Exons: 20
Coding region: 384-1982 (532 amino acids)
Biological process (GO): phosphate ion transmembrane transport; glucose-6-phosphate transport
Cellular component (GO): endoplasmic reticulum membrane
Molecular function (GO): glucose 6-phosphate:phosphate antiporter activity
Source: RefSeq, a predicted model, not a curated record
GGAUGACGUCAGAGCAGUAGAGAGGAGCGUGCGCCGCGGCCGGCCCAGCUGUGUGUGAGUGGCCUUGAGGUGACAGUCGCUAGCUUUCACACAUCAAGGAAGUGGAGGAUAUGUCGUUCCACUGAAGGCAGAAGCAGAAACAGACACAAAGCCGUCGAAUUUUAUGUAAGAGGGAGGAUAUGUCGUUCAACUGAAGGCAGAAACACACACAAAACCGUUUUCCGUAACGUCACGAGACUCCUGAUAUUUCCAUCCAGCUCCAGUGCUCAUUGUGGCCGCCAUGAGCCGUGGCAGCACCACCAUGUCUGCAUGUACCACAUCAGGCUCUUCAGCGUGAGCUCACAUCAGCUGCCUGUCAUUGAUUGUCAAACCUGUGCCUAAACAUGGCCACUGUUCCUCCUGGGAUCCGCCUGUUGGUGUCCUUCGACAGGGACCAGUGGUACAGAGCUCUCACCUUCAUCCUCACCUUCCUGCUCUACACCAGCUUCCACCUCUCCAGGAAACCCAUUAGUAUCGUCAAGAGCGAGCUCCAUAAGAACUGCUCAUCUGUCAGUGAGCUAGCCACCAUUGCCUCCAGCAACGGCAGAGGCAGCCAGCAGCCCUCCCUGACAUCUCUCCACACAGACAUGGACUGUAGCUGGAAGCCUUUUGAUAAAAGGAACUACAAACAGCUGCUUGGAGCCAUGGACUACUCCUUCCUCUGUGCCUAUGCAGUGGGAAUGUACCUCAGCGGCAUCAUCGGGGAGCGCCUGCCCAUUCGACUGUACCUAACAGUGGGCAUGCUGACCAGCGGCCUGUUCACCUGCCUGUUUGGACUGGGUUAUGUCUACAACAUCCACAGCCUGGGCUUCUAUAUAUUUGUCCAGGUGGCCAAUGGCUUGGUCCAAACCACUGGCUGGCCCAGUCUAGUGACCUGCAUCGGCAACUGGUUUGGAAAAGGAAGGCGUGGACUCAUCAUGGGGCUGUGGAACUCCCACACCUCAGUGGGAAACAUCCUGGGCUCUCUGAUCGCCGGCUACUGGGUCUCCUCCAACUGGGGCCUGUCCUUCAUCGUACCAGGUCUCAUUAUCGCAGCUAUGGGUGUUGUCUGCUUCCUCUUCCUCAUUGAGCAUCCAAAUGACCUGAAAAGCAUGUAUGCUCAAAAUUCUUGUCCAGGCAAGAGUGUCCCAACCAAGAGUUGGAAUGGCGUAAAUGGACACACUGAGGUGUAUCUGCAAUACAAGGGCAACAAAACCCAGAGUUACGACACAGAGCUGUUGUUGCCCAGGGACAGUGUGUGUGUCCCCGUGCAGCCCGUCGUAGUGGUGAAGAGGGAAUCAGAGCCGUCUGCCAUCAGCUUCAUGGGAGCUCUACGCAUACCAGGAGUGAUCGAGUUCUCUCUGUGUCUGCUGUUUGCCAAGCUGGUCAGCUAUACCUUCCUCUUCUGGCUGCCACUCUACAUCACCAAAGCAGCUCACCUAGAUGCCAAGAAGGCUGCAGAUCUCUCCACCCUGUUUGAUGUAGGAGGAAUAGUGGGGGGGAUCUUGGCAGGAGUGAUUUCUGAUAAAUUGGGGAAGAGAGCCACCACCUGUGCAGUCAUGUUGCUGCUGGCUGCUCCCACACUGUAUGGCUUCUCCAUGAUCAGUGAGUUCGGUUUGGGUCCAACCAUUGGCAUGCUGUUAGUGUGUGGAGGUCUAGUCAAUGGACCUUACUCCCUCAUCACAACCGCAGUGUCUGCUGAUUUGGGGACCCACAAGAGCCUGAAAGGCAACGCAAGAGCAUUGUCUACUGUCACUGCCAUCAUCGAUGGCACAGGAUCUGUAGGUGCAGCACUGGGCCCCCUGCUGGCUGGGCUGUUGUCUUCAGGAGGCUGGAAUCAGGUCUUCUACAUGUUGAUGACUGCUGACUUCCUUGCUCUGUUGCUUUUGCUACGGCUUGUGACAAAGGAGCUGGCCUCAACUAAAUCCCGUCCUAUCUCCACUGUAGAGUUGAAGGAGCACUGAGCACUUUGAUUGUACUGCUUCCUUGUCUAAGCCUGAAAUGGACUGUGGCUCUGACAAUAACUGGACUGUCCUGGGCAUGAGACAUUAACAGACACAUGUUAAUAAAGAAACAUGUGUGUAUGUGUGUAUACACACUGCUGUGCCAGCUACAGUAGUUGCUGCAAACAAGACUGUACUUGCAUCCCUGAGGAAGAACUGAAGUUGAAGGUGUGGCUGGUGAACCAAACAGAACUGCAGCAGAUUUCAUCUAGAGGAUUCAUCUGCACAUACUGUACCUGCACACAGAAAUGCACAUGUACUUAACGUCCUUGUCUCUUUCUCACCUCUUGCUCUGUUGACCUAUUUCCUAUGGCAGCCAAUUUGAGCUUGAACACACUACCUUCUACUACUCAAAGGAUUAUCAGAUUUAUAAAACUAGCCUUACUUUGACAUGUAGAUUAGUACUUUAGAUAAACUAGAAGUGACAGUUAUUUAUCUUGGAUAGCAAUCUUUGAAACAGCAACUUCCAUGACUGCGUUCUCAUGGAUCCUACUAUAGUUAUGGGCAGACUCUUCUUAUUCUUAUCCUUAUAACCACACCAAACCCUGACCUAACCGUAACAUCUCUAACCUUAACAGUCAAGUUUAUAUCUACACUUAAUCAUCUAAACUAUUAUACCUAAGGGACCAUUUUUAAUUUUACUAUUCUAAACCCAGCCUUCCAGUGGGACCAUGGUGGCAUCUACCCUGGUUUUAGACCUUUGAAUCACGCCCAUGCCUGCCAAUUUUAGGCUUUCUAAUAGAUUUAGUGUUGUGCUCAUUGAUGUCUUGAAAAAACAACCAAGCCAAUCAGAGCUUUCAGGAGGGAUUUAAAAUUGGGUCGUCAGAAUUGGGUUCCUUUGCCAGACCCCAAAAAAUGGCAACUUAAAUCAAUAAUAAUACUAAGGGCAAAAUGCCUGAAACAAAAUGCAAAUUCAGUCUGUUCGUCAGGGAUCCAUCAUGUUGUUUUAAUUUUGUGAGAAAGUGCUCGUUAGCUAGUAGCUGCCAAGCUACACUUUUUAAAUAAUCACUUUGCAUAUGUUUUAUGAGGAAGAAAAUACAUUCAACACUUCUGUUAGGCCUCAAGGAUAGAUAUAAUGCAUUUUGGUGAGUUUUGUUGUUUGAAAACUCCACAUGGCACAUUUAAGGUUAGUUCACCCAAAAUCUCACUUACCUUGAGUUGUGUGUUAGGUCAGAUAAUUUUGGUUUUAUUUGUCCAAGUUUUCAGAUAUCAGUCUUUAAGAUUUCUGCCUCCACCCCAGUAUAAUGGAGAUGAAUUUAAAUUUCGUUUGUAGUGCUUACACCAUUGAAAAAUGAUGAUAUUCAACAGCAACAUCUUUCCAGAAACAGUGUCCCUGUUGACAUUGUGUCAUAGGGACUGUUUCUUCCAAAGAAAGUAGUUGAACUUAAAACUGUUGACAGCUUGUUCUGUGAAUUAUCUAGGAUAACAGGAACACUGCACAUACCAAGACCACUACAACUCUCUACUGUGUGGAAGUUGCUGUUUCAGUGUCACCUUUGCCUUACUGAACCAAAGAGAUUGUGGGGUUCAUGUUGUAAUUUAAAUAAGAGACUAUUUAUUUUGAAAGUCAUUUGUUAUUCCUGUCAGUUUUUGUGGUGGUUUCUGAUUUUCUGAAUUUGUUAUGAAAUGAAGGCACCAAAGUUGUAUUUUUAUAUAAAACUUGCAGAUAAUAAUGUAUGUUUUUUCUGUCUGGAUAGGUGGGUGGGGGAUCUGAGAUAUAAUGAAUGUAAAGUUCCUCUAACUUGUCAAACCACAUAUGGAUAUAUUUUGCAAUGCAAUGUUGAUAAAUUAGGUUGGUGUUGAAAAAAGUAAUCAUAGUGACUGAAUCUUAUCUCAGAAUGUAAAAUAGGAAUAUCAGUGAAUUUAACACUUCUUCCCAUAUCUGAUCUUAUAAGCAUAAAAAAUCCUGUUGUUGAAAAUUGUAAAACUAAGACACUAAAAGUUCAUAGUUAGUGAUUCUUUUUCCAGAUUAGUUUAAUAAUUAUAAUUACAUUCUGUUUAUGUAAACUGUACUAGAAUAAAAUCCACAAAAUACAAACAACUGGUAAUGUUUAAACUUCAUGGAGGUAGCAAUGAGACAACAUUAUGCCUUCGUUAGAGCAAGACCUCAUGCUGUGUAUAGUUAUGUGUCAGUACUUGAAACAUUGUGUGCCUUGUUUGUUGUUUGUCUCUUUGCUGGGCAAUUGAUUUUGUUAAAAAAAAAACAUAUCCAAAUGUUUCCUUGUUUCUUUACAAAUUAACUUGGUUUGGGGAUAGUUCACUCCCAAAGUAUUGUGGGGGGAAAAUAAACAAUUUGUUUUCUUCA